Molecule: messenger RNA, 393 nt
Organism: Coffea arabica (coffee)
Lineage: Eukaryota; Viridiplantae; Streptophyta; Magnoliopsida; Gentianales; Rubiaceae
Source: RefSeq, a predicted model, not a curated record
AUGCAAUCUUUAUUUCUAAGGGCGUCGGAAGGAGCGGCAAGCCCUUGCACUUCAAGGGAUCGACCUUCCACCGUGAUCCCCGGUUUCAUUUGCCAGGGAUGCGACUUCACCACCGGAAACGGCACCAGAGGCGAGUUGAUCUACGGAUCCAAGUUCGAGGACGCGAACUUCAUCAAGAAGCACACUGGCCCAGGGGUUUUAUCCAUGGCUAACGCCGGACCCAGCACCAAUGGCUCUCAGUUCUUCAUCUGCACCGAGAAGACUGCAUGGCUCGACGGCAGGCACGUCGUGUUCGGCCGUGUCACUGAGGGUAUGGAUGUGGUGAAGGCGGUGGAGAAGGUUGGGUCUUCGUUUGGAAAGACCUCAACGACCCUAUUAUCCAUCUAUCAUUAA